UGAACUAAAUUGAAGAACAAGGAAAAAAAAAUGGGUUCUUCAAUUUUUUUGCAAUCAAAUUCUUUGUUAGAAUCAUUGAUUCAUUUAUCGAACGAAGUGAGUUCAAUCGAAAAGCUUCCGUCGAUACAAGUACGUAACGUUUCAACAAUGUUACGAAGAAUCAAAGUUCUUACAUCAUUGUUCGAAGAAAUUCAAGAAUCAAACAACCCGAUGUUGCCGCCGUCAUCAGUGUUAUGUCUCAGCGAGCUUUUCUCGGUGAUACGACGAGUUAAAUCGACGAUGGAAGGGUGUAAAAACGGUAGUUCAUUAUGGGGACUUAUUCAGACAGAGAGAUUGUCUAAUCAAUUUCAUGUCUUUGUUAAAGAAAUUGCAAGAGCAUUAGAUAUUUUGCCAUUGAGUUUACUUACUGUUACAGUUGAUAUUAAAGAACAAAUUGAGCUUCUUCAUAGACAAGCUAAAAGAGUUGAAUUAUAUGUAGAUCCUAAAGAGAUUCAAACAAGAGAUGUUCUUCUUACAUUAAUGGCUUCCGAAAAAAACAUGUUUGAUGUUGAGACGGUGAAACAUGUUUUUAACAGUGUUGGAUUGAAGACAGUUUUGGACUAUGAAGAAGAAAUGUCAAAGCUUGAAGAUGAAGUUCAUAAACAAGCAGGUACUGGAGGGUUAAUUGUGGUUUCAAAUAUAAACAAAUUGAUAUCACUUGUUUCUUAUGCUAAAUCUAUGGUUUUUAAUGAAGAAAGUGAAGAAAAUGAUGUUAGACAGGUUUCGGGUUCGGUGGGUAAGAGCACGUCGGCGCCGUUUAAUGUUCCGGAUGAGUUCCGGUGUCCGAUAUCGCUCGAUUUGAUGAAAGAUCCGGUGAUUGUGGCGUCGGGACAUACAUAUGAUCGGAGUUCGAUAGCUCAAUGGAUUAAUACAGGACAUUAUACAUGUCCUAAGAGCGGGCAAAGGUUGAUUCAUAUGGCUUUGAUACCAAACUAUGCGUUAAAAAGCUUGGUGCAUCAGUGGUGUCAAGAGAAUAAUAUUCCGUUAAUGGAAUGCUCGUCAAAUGCAGAGUCGGAGAAAAAAACGUGCGAGAAAGCCGUCGAUCAUAUUUCCGCUACCAAAGUGGCGAUUGAUUCUGUUAAAAGAACUGCAGAGUUUGUGGUCGGGAAAUUGGCGAUGGGUUCCGUUGAUAUUCAAAGACAAGCAGCUUAUGAGUUACGGUUGCUUGCGAAAACUGGGAUGGAUAACCGUAGGAUAAUUGCUGAGGCAGGAGCUAUACCGUUUCUUGUUACGAUGCUGAGCUCUAAUGAUCCAAGAACCCAGGAAAACGCUGUUACUGCAUUGCUUAAUCUUUCGAUUUUCGACAACAAUAAAAUCUUGAUCAUGGCGGCCGGAGCUAUCAAGAAUAUAGUUGAUGUUCUUGAAUCAGGAAAAACGAUGGAGGCACGAGAAAAUGCAGCAGCUGCGAUUUUUAGCUUGUCGAUGAUAGAUGACUUCAAGGUAGCUAUCGGAGCCCAUUCUCAAGCAAUCCCAGCCCUCGUUGGGCUCCUUAGAGAAGGAACAACGACUGGAAAACGGGACGCUGCAAUGGCAUUAUGCAACCUUGCGCUUUACAAUGCUAACAAACUGAAAACUGUAGCUGCCGGGGCCGUUCCGUUGCUUAUUGAAUUGUUGAUGGAUGAUAAAGCAGGUAUAACAGAUGAUGCAUUGGGUGUUUUGGCCCUGCUUUUAAGUUGCCCACAAGGGCUCGAAGCUAUUAAAAAGAGUAGACCUUUGGUGCCUCUUCUUAUCGAUCUUUUGAGAUUUGGAUCAGCCAAAGGGAAGGAAAACUCGAUAACACUUUUGCUCGGAUUGUGCAAAGAUGGCGGAGAGGAAGUCGCGAGACGGCUUUUGAUAAACCCGAGAAGCAUUCCUUCGCUUCAAAGCUUGGCCACUGAUGGUUCACCUAAAGCUCGAAGAAAAGCCAACGCGUUGCUUAGAUUACUCAACCGAUGCUGCUCACAAUCUCAUAAUCCUAUUGGAUAAACAUGUAACGUUCUUUGUCGAGUGUAAAUUUGUCAAUUCUUGAUUUUACUUGCACAAUAAGUUUCAUUUCAAAAACACGAAUUGUAAUGAUUAUAUGAAUACAAAUUUCAUUGAUAGAACUUA
This is a messenger RNA of Gossypium raimondii (Peruvian cotton), 2127 nucleotides long. RefSeq names its product U-box domain-containing protein 1. Gene Ontology annotation, cellular component: nucleus; cytoplasm. Gene Ontology annotation, biological process: protein ubiquitination; cell surface receptor signaling pathway. Lineage: Eukaryota; Viridiplantae; Streptophyta; Magnoliopsida; Malvales; Malvaceae. Gene Ontology annotation, molecular function: ubiquitin-protein transferase activity; protein binding. The transcript has a single exon. Bases 31 to 2004 code for a protein of 657 amino acids. The record is from RefSeq and is a predicted model, not a curated record.